Corticium candelabrum is the source of this 878-nucleotide messenger RNA. RefSeq lists its product as uncharacterized. The transcript has 4 exons. The coding region runs from base 1 to 855 and encodes 284 amino acids. Lineage: Eukaryota; Metazoa; Porifera; Homoscleromorpha; Homosclerophorida; Plakinidae. The record is from RefSeq and is a predicted model, not a curated record.
AUGUCUACGUCGACACCACCCCUGCCAACUGUUCAGGAUGUGUUCGCCAAGGGUUACGGAGAUCUGAUUGAACUGUGUGACGAUCUUGAUCUGUCUGGACAAUUCAACUCGUGGUUUCAGUGUCUCGAAGCUCUAUUGGAUCAUUACCGCAGCAAGGGUUGGAUCGAACACGAAGAACCACUUUUCGUGUCAACUGUCGAAACACUGUACGAACGAUUUGCUAAAAAGAGGCAAACACUCCGCGAUCUUGUCGAUCGUGUCCGGAAGUUUGCUACUAAAGAGGAGUAUAAAUUUAUUCUUGAAAAAUUUCUGCCUGCUGAGUCAAUAUCAGGUGAAGAUUGGAAGUUGAAAGACUGUGAGGAAGGUCUUCCGUCCAUACUAGUAGCUGGAUCGACAUCGUCAGGCAAGACCACUUUGGUAAACGCAUUACUUGGUGCAGAGAUCCUACCUAUCCACCACAACGCUUCAACUGCAGUUCUGUGUGAAAUCAAGCAUUCAACCGAUGGCACAAAGUUUGCCAUAGCACAUUUCGAAACGAAAGAAGCUGAAAGGUUGGAUUUGUGCAGUGAUGAAGGCCUACAUCUUUUAAAGGAGUACGCUCAACAAGGUCGCGGUGUGCCCUCGCAAGACCAAGAUGAAGACAUAUGUUCUAAAAUAGAAAUCUUUUGGCCUCAAAGCUUCUUACAACAUAUGACUCUUGUGGACAGUCCGGGAACUACAGAUGAUGCUCGCUUUAGUGACAUCACCAAACGGUACCAGACAGGAGUUGCUAGCGGUUUCAUAUAUGUUGUCAAUUCUACACUAGCUGCCGAAGAAGCUGCAAAGGUAAGUGUAUCGCCGUGGAGUACGCAUUAGUUCAUCAGUAGAUAUGAGUAUAC